GGGUUUGUGCUGCCCCCCUCUGGAACUCUGGGCUUCAGCGAACUGGAGAGUGGGUGUUCUUUAAAUGUUGCACCCUAGGUGCUUCCGUUGCCCUGGUGGACACCAUGGUGUACCAUCCAGAUCUCCCCUCCAGAGUUUUCCUGAAUCUGGGCCAGGAGCACUAACAUUCCUUUAUCUACCAAUCAUUGGAUGUAGGUGGCCCAGGGAGCAGGUUGCUUCAGCAAAAUCAGCUCCUGAAAUACCCACUAUUGAUCAAGCAUAUUCAAAACUCAGCAACAGUAUCACUGUAGAAUGGGCUACAGUGCCGGGUGCCACCAGUUACCUCCUCACGGCUGAAGACGGGGACACAGUCAUUGAAACCAUGGUGGCCAAUUCCCCAGGCACUGUGACGGGACUAAAGGCUGCAACCUUGUAUGAAAUCACCAUCAGAUCCAUCAGCGCUGCUGGGAGAAGCCUGGCAUCACCUCCAAAGCAGGCAAAGACAGUGUUGGCUGCACCAAUUCUAGAAGUAAGCUCUCCAAGUUCAGACUCCAUUCUUGUGCAGUGGGAAGCUGUAUAUAUGGCAAUUGGAUUCUCCGUGUCCAUUAUGCGAGCCAAUGGCUUGGGGAGUAUAUGGAAAGAGAAUACUACAAACACCUCCUUGACAUUCACCAGUUUAGAAGCCGGGACUCUCUACACCAUAAAGGCCUAUGCAUGGAAUGCCAACAGAAUCCCUGGGGAUGACUCCACCUGCAAUCAGAGAACAAGUCCUCGGGCCCCUGCCAACAUUCAAGUCUCUUUCGAUAGUGGAGCUCUGAAGGCAUCUUUUUCAUGGGCACUGGCAGAAGGAGCUUUCAAUUAUACUGUAAUGGCUUUGAGUGACUCUUCAGAGCUGACCUGCAGUACAACUUUCAGUUCCUGCACCAUCUCUUCCCUCCAGUGUGGAACUGAAUACUUGAUUUCAGUUUUAGCAAGUAAUGAUGCUGGAUCUAGCAAAUCAUCUUCAGCAAUGACCCUGAAAACUGUUGCUUGUGCACCCGGAAGAGUGACGAUCCAAGAAGAUCCCCCUGGCCACCUGUCUGUGGCUUGGUCCAAUGUAGAUCUGGGUGACUACUAUGUGGUCUUUGUGAAGAGUGAUGAUGGCUUGGAAGUACACUGCAACACAUCUCUCACUCAGUGCAACUUCUUAUCUGAGUGUGGCUUCACUUAUUUUAUUAGUGUUUUUGCCUAUAACAAGGCAGGGCAAAGUCCUUUGGGUGACAUAUUCAAUUAUACCACAGCUCCCUGUUGUCCUAGUGACAUUAACCCCGUGUUGGUGUCCAGUGACAGAGUUGAGAUUGUCUGGUCUCCUGUCCGUGGUGCCGAACUGUAUGAAACCAAGGCUGUAGAUGGGUACAACGUGGUUGAGUGCAAUGACACUACUCCUGCGUGCACCCUUUCGGCUCUAGAGUGUGACACCAAGUACAACAUCACAGUGUAUUCAUUCAGUGAAGUCCGAGGCAGCAAUAUGUCAUGUACUCCCCAGUUCAUAACCACAGCUCCUUGCAGUCCUGAAAUAAAAAAUGUUUCAAGGGAUGCAUUCUCCAUGAUUAAUGUGCACUGGCGAUCCACUAAUGAUGACGCUACUUACACGGUGACUGCCCAAGGGGAGAAAGGACUGUAUCAGUGCAGCAGCACAGGAGAGUCCUGUACCAUGCGGGGCUUGCCCUGUGGCUCAGUGUUCUCUGUCACUGCUGUGGCCGAAACACAGGCAGGACGGAGCCUGCCCAGCUACAGUGUGCCCCUGGAAACAGUGCCAUGCUGUCCAACCGGUCUGACAGUAACUCAAAUCACCCAGUCAGUAAUCAACGUGAGCUGGACUAUUGGGAGAGUGGCUCAAACCCAUGUUGCAGUUCUGGAGUCACACACUGGACAGUCUAAGUGUCACACUCAUCAAAACCACUGCCUCCUAGGAUGCAUCACAUGUGGCAUCAAUUACACAGUGACAUUAAAAGCAAUUAGUGCCACCGGGUUGGCUGCGGAUUGCUCCUACCAAAGUUAUUUCUCUGGUGCCUGCUGCCCUUUGGGUGUGAAAUUAUAUAGGCUGGGCCCUAAUGGCAUCCGGAUCUACUGGCAAGCCUCCAGGGGCUCUGCCAAUUACAGCACUGACCUCUAUGGCUCCAAAGGCAUUUUCACGUGCACCCCGAGUGCUGGCCUCAGUUUCUGUGAUGUCACUGAGAUACCCUGUGGGGAUGUAUACACUGUGAUGGUCUCACCAGUUGCUGAAACAGGAUUGAAGCUUACUUUCUGUCCAAAAAAAAUAUAUUCAGUAACUUGCUCUGGAAGUACACUUGGAAUGGUGAUUUAUAGAGGGAAGAGAAAUGAAGAAUGACAAAGUGAGCCCCAGAUAAAAACAAAAACUUGACCAAAGUUGUCUCAUUUGUUAGUGAUUAGAGAUGGAAAAGAUCUACUAGAAUGUAGAAUAAAAAUGCCUCUAGGAUAGGAAAAGCUCCUUUGGCCUUUAGAAGAACAUCUCUGACUCUGCUUCCUGAGGGCAAGGUCAGGUAUGUCCUCACCUGCACAGCAGUUGGAGAUCUGCUAUGUGAGGACUCUGGAGAGAAAUGAAUCCAGAAAGUCCCCUGGACGGCUGCUAGCCUGAGUUGGCACACUGUGAGAACCCUGGAAACAAGAAAGAUCUGCUUAGCAGAAAUUCUGAGAUUUCACAUCCACACACACCACAGACUUCAACACAUCCACUUCAUGAGUGUUUUAUUGACAACAGCACUUGUCUGCAGCCCCCUCAGGGGCUGGAAAUGUUCACUCCCAGAAAGUCAAGCCACCCACAUGCAGACAGCACUUAUCCCAAGACAAACCUCCAGCAGGACUUCAGUAUAGGUUGGAAAGCAAUAGCUGCCAGGGCAACCUGAGAUAACAAACGCCCUCAUCGCAAGUUAGGAGCAAAGCUGAGCUGCUUGCAGGGUUCGCUGAGCCAAAGCAUCAGGUGGCGUGACAUCCAUGGGAGCAUCUGGGAAAGCAGAGCUGCCAGCCUGUUGCUAGAAGGGUUGCAGUUAUGCUUUCUGCAUGAGAGAAGAUGUCAAAUGGAGAGCCUCAAACUGUCGCCAACUGACAUACAUGCAUCUGUUGGGGGGAGGACCAUCCAUCCUAUUGGCCAUAUCCCCCACUCAUACUGUAAUUACUUUUUUCAUCUUUGGAGGGGGAAGGCAAUGAAAUAUAACAUAAAUCUCUCAUAUCUAAAAAAGUUUGUCCUUCAAAUAUCAGUAACCUAAUUUAAAACAUGUGAGUAGACUUGUGUAACACACACACACACUUGCACACACACAGUUACAGUGCUUGCUCCCCAAACACAUGGCUAUGGAGCCAAGCAUGUCUCUAGUUAGGAACAACCAUAAAACUCUGCCCAGGGGGAAUUGGACCAUGGAAUUAGGCUCGAACUAAGCAUGGAAGAAAGAACAAACUUCCAUUUCUGUUCUCUCAACUUCCUAUCAACGUGCGCUGCAAGAGAGAAGUGAUAUGCUUUCUCUAUGAGACUGAUCAGAGAUACGUAAUGGGUCACUAAUAAGAGAUCUUCCCCAGAACAUCUGUACAUGAACAGAGACAAGCCAAAG
Messenger RNA from Pan troglodytes (chimpanzee), 3584 nucleotides. It is a transcript of the gene FNDC7, whose product is annotated as fibronectin type III domain containing 7. Bases 65 to 2350 code for a protein of 761 amino acids. The record is from RefSeq and is a predicted model, not a curated record. NCBI's taxonomy places the organism in Eukaryota, Metazoa, Chordata, Mammalia, Primates, Hominidae. The transcript is spliced from 13 exons. Gene Ontology annotation, molecular function: protein binding.